AUGUGGAUGGAUGGAAUUGCAUUUAAUAGACUAAAUGAAAGUAGACCAUGUGAAAAAUCGUUGCCUUUGUUCUACAAAUGCACGCUUUAUAUCAUACUAUCUUUUUAUAUUAAACAAAUCUUAUCCUCUUUUCUUUGUGCAGGUGUGUGGACCCUUGCAGUAAUCCUUUCUUUACCACCCCUCACUCGGGGAUGGGGAGACUAUGGCUUUCUUCCAAACCAAUCCUUCUGCUUCUGCAGGUGGCGAACCAGUAUCUCCUACACCUUCUUCAUGGUAGGUGUGUGCUUCGGUGGACCAUGUUCAGUGAUGACCUUCUGUUACGUCAACAUCCUCAAAGUCGUCCGUCAAAGCAGGAAACGCGUAGCCAGUAACCCGAUGCCAACCAUGCAGCAAAAACCAAAGAAACGUACAGGGUCUCCAAAGGCAGAAUCUAAAAACUCCACGCUAUCGUUCUGUGUGAUGAAGGAUAAUAACGGAACGCGGUCGCCGUUAAAGGGCGCGGUCCACGAUUCGGUUAACCCAACCGUUGAAGCGGUAAAUGGAAGCGAUGCCCGUCAAAUGCUGCGGUCCCAUCUGAAUGAUAUCAUCCGGACAAAAACGAUCGAAAUGUCGCAAAAUAGCCUGUCGCAGAAUAAUUCUCAAAUUGAUCAAUCCGAUUCGGAUGAUUCCGGACGUGACAGUUCGGGGCAAAAUAGGACCGACAGUGCAGAAAGUUCUCCUGUAAAAACAAACGGUAUUAGUUCACUCAGACCCAAGCCAAGAGAAAUCAAAUGGAUUGUUCCGGAGAAAAGGUCAUCCAUAGCGAGCAUUACAGGAUCAACAUCCCCCAAAGAUGGCGAAGACAGUAACAGCAACAGACUUAACGGUAGACCAAAGAGCCAGAAAGAAACAGAAAAAAGUUCAUUUGCCCGUCUUGCUGUUCCGACGCCCACAGACCUGGUGAGGAGAAAGCAGCGAAAGAAAAACAGAUCCGAAUCGGAGAAGCGGCGGAAAGAAGAGGAACUAAAACUAACCAAGUCAUUCUUGGUUGUCAUCUUUGUCUUCGUUCUUUGCUGGUUUCCGUUUUGUAUUACCAUGUUCUGGAGCGUUUUCUCGAAUAGGGACAACGCCGUCCCACGUCCUGUAGACAUGGGCACCUUGCUUCUGGGGUACCUGAAUAGUUGCUGUAACCCCAUCAUCUACGGGGUUAUGAACAAGAGGUUCCGUGCUGGCUACAAGAGCAUUCUCUGCAGAUGGAGACACAGGAAAACCAAUAAUGGUAACACUACAUUCCAAGUAGACGGGAUAAACUUAAAUACAUCCACAAUAGGAUCUGUUGGAUAACAAUUCAAGGCCUGGCGAAAUAAUGAACCUCUUAUUUCAUAACUGCACGAAGCCACUUCUCAUGGAUAAAAAACUAUGCACACCAUACUGGUAAACCAUCUCAGCACGAACGGUACACUAUAUUUGUUAAUUUACGGUAUUGGGUCAAAUGUUGUGUGAACCCUAAAUAUAGUAUUCUAAAUGUUUUACAGUAAUUGUUGAACUGUGGAUUUAUAUUAAUCAUUUGAUAAACUUUCCAGAGUGUCUAAUACCAGAUGGACUAUACACAGUUUGCAUAUUAAUCUGGUUUAUUGCAGUUUGGCUAUACAGUACUUUGUCUGAGACCAUCUUCUAGUGUAACGGAAUACUUUCCACUUCGUGUCCUUAUCAUUUACAUUGCCAAACGAACAAUAAGCCUGCAGACUACAUGGUAUUAUAGCGAGUGGAUACAAGCUAACUGGAUAUUAGACAAAGGUCUAGUGUGCUAAAUUUCAGUGAUACCAAAACGGUUGGUAGACAAACUGGUUGAAGACAAACUAAGAUUGGACCAGGUUGGAUGAGUAGACGAAGCGGAUUUAGACCUGUCGACAAUCUACCAAACUGUGACAGUCGACAGGUCUAAAUCCGCUUCCUCAUGCAAGUCCCGUCCCUCUGCGAAAAGUUCCUUUUGCCAAGAUACUCGCCUUUUUCCCCCGUUAUCUACCCAGGUGUACAUGGGUACCGGAAAUGAUUUUGAUUUUAAGGAUUUAACAAUGCUUAAGAGAUUUGAACAAAAAAAAACUGAUAUCAUGGUAUGAGGCAAUGGUCCCAUCUUCAGAGUGUUGCGAUCAAUUCAUAUCGACAGAGAUCAAUCUCACUAUGUAAUUUAAGUUUUAAUAUGUAACAGUUGAGCUCAUUCUAUCGUCGUGUUCGAAUUUAUGUAAAUCUUUGUCCGAAGUGGACUAAAUAUCAUAUUUGGAUUAAACUUAACUCGUCAGAUAAAACGAAUCCUGGUAUUCUUGAUCUUAAUUUUCAUGAUAGAUGAAAAUGUGUGCUAUAUCAAUAGAGUAUCGAAGUGAUGACGUCACAAAGAAGUUCCUAACGUUUAGAACCAAGCCAAUUAUACACUAACUUCAAUGGGGUUAAUUAUGUAUUCUUGAGGUCAUAUCUAAGGUCCCCAUUGACCGAUUCCCAUCAAAUUUUGGUAGUGUUUUUUUUUAUCAUGUUCUACUAAAAUGUGGUAUAAAAAGCGCUGAUAUGCAAAAAAGUGAAAAUUGAUGACGUCUCAUAGCUGGUAUGUUUUUCACAUUGCAUAUCCUUAACCCCAUACUAUCCUUUACCCCAUACUAUCUUUUUUUCGAUUCACACUGUCUUUCUUAACCCCA
Molecule: messenger RNA, 2666 nt
Organism: Lytechinus variegatus (green sea urchin)
Lineage: Eukaryota; Metazoa; Echinodermata; Echinoidea; Temnopleuroida; Toxopneustidae
Product: alpha-2B adrenergic receptor-like
Exons: 2
Coding region: 1-1323 (440 amino acids)
Biological process (GO): G protein-coupled receptor signaling pathway
Cellular component (GO): membrane
Molecular function (GO): G protein-coupled receptor activity
Source: RefSeq, a predicted model, not a curated record